This is a messenger RNA of Entelurus aequoreus (snake pipefish), 5032 nucleotides long. Its product is annotated as serine/arginine-rich splicing factor 11-like. The coding region runs from base 223 to 1557 and encodes 444 amino acids. The transcript has 12 exons. Lineage: Eukaryota; Metazoa; Chordata; Actinopteri; Syngnathiformes; Syngnathidae. Gene Ontology annotation, molecular function: RNA binding. The record is from RefSeq and is a predicted model, not a curated record. Gene Ontology annotation, cellular component: nucleoplasm.
UGAACGCCACACGAGCCUCCUUCUGCAGUGACACUGAUGCUUCCUGCUCAUCCUACUUUCCCACCGCCGUGACAUUUAUUAACAUCAUUUCCACCACAGCUAUGUUACUUUUUUACCUCUGUCCCAUGCCGCGUCACUCGUGAACGUUUCCCCACGCGUGGUUGUUGUCUCGCAUCGAGCCCCCGGUCAGCUAGCGGGCUAGCUUGAGAAAGAGCCGCCAGGAUGAGCAGUGCGACGCACGUCGUGCAGGUGACUAAUGUCUCGCCCAGCACCACCUCCGAGCAGAUGAGGACUCUCUUCGGCUUCCUGGGGAACAUAGAAGAGCUCAAACUCUUUCCACCCGAUGACUCUCCCUUGCCUGUGACCUCACGUGUCUGUUUUGUAAAGUUCCUUGAGUCCGAGUCUGUGGGGGUUUCUCAGCAUCUGACCAACACCGUCUUCGUGGACCGGGCCCUGAUCGUGGUGCCGUUCGCAGAAGGAGUCAUUCCUGAUGAAUCCAAAGCUAUGUCGCUGCUGGCUCCUGCUAAUGCUGUGGCGGGAAUGAUGCCUGGAGCUGGCCUUCUCCCAACACCCAAUCCUCUGAUGGGAGGAGCAGCAUUUGGAGGUCCCAGCCUGGAGCAGUUAGCUGCUAUGGGGCUGUCAGGAGCCAACAUGACCUCCCAGGCCAUUUCUGCUGACCUGCUGAAGUUCAUGCAGUCCAUGGAUCCAAAGUUGAAUCCUUUAGCAGCAGGACUGGGCUUCAGUCCUGGCCUGAAGAGCAGCGACUCCAACAAGGAAAUGGAAGAAGCCAUGAAGCGAGUCCGAGAAGCUCAGUCGCUCAUUUCUGCUGCCAUCCAACCAGGAUCUAAGAAAGACGACAGACGCAAACGUUCUCCGUCUGGCUCGCGGUCACGCCGCCGACGCUCCAGGUCUCGCUCACGACAUCGCAAGCGAUCCAAGAGCCGCUCAAGGCGAAGGUCCCACUCCAGGAACAGGAGAAGGUCCAAGAGCCCACGCAGGAGAACGUCUCGCUCCCGAGACACAGGCCGCCGCAGUCGCUCCAGGGACAGAAAGAAGGAGGACAAGUCCAAGAAGAGGUCAAAGACACCACCCAAGAGUUACAGCAGUGCAAGAAGAUCUCGCAGCAUCAACCGUCGGCACAAAAGAAGUACAUCAAGGUCACCUAAGAGGCGCCCAAGUCCAUCUUCUUCACCCAGAAGGCACAAGAAGGACAAAAAGAAGGAGAAAGGUGAAAAAGAGAGAAAAGAGUUGCGAGAGCAAAGCCGAGACAAAGCGGAGCGUUGGAGCAGCAAGAAGAAAAGCCGAGAGCAAGAUGGCGAGCGCCGGUCUGACAGCGAGAAAGAAGACGUGAAGGUGACACGGGACUACGACGAAGAGGAGCAGGAGUACAACAGCGCAAAAGAAGGCGACUUUGAGGAAGAGCCCGGAAGCGACUCGGACUCCCACUCCUCACCCAAAGGCGGCGAGGAGGCGGAGACGGCGCAAGACCACGCCCCCAAAAAGUCCAAAGUCAACGGGGACGAGCACUACCAGGAAGACAUGGACAUGAGCGACUAGAACUUUUUUAUACCACUUUUAACGUUAGCUCUGCAAGAUGGAGGCCAAGACUUUUGUAUGGGUGAGUGUUGAACAUCUUUACUUUCCCCCUCAUCAAUACUCACAUAUUUACACCUCAAUAAAAACUACCGUGCCACCCUCAUGUCACCAACACCUCCCUUGGAGUUCAUCUUGCACACCAAACAUGAUUGGCCGCUCCAAAUUGAUGACAAAAAAGUUGCCAUCUGCUGCAGCAGAACACAUUUGUAAUAAUGUCCUUGAAAUAAACCACAAGCUGCCACAAUGGCGCCCCCACCUGGCGGUAACGUGAUGAUGCACAACAACGUCUUCACCGGGCACACUUUGGUUGCUAAUAUUUGAAAGUGCUUCAAUGUCCGUCCUUUGUAAUAUUUCUACAAUUAUUGAUUAUACAUCACGCACUUUUUGUGCCUUUUUUCACGCAUUGAAAUCAGAAAGGAUGCGCAUUUCCAGACGGGACGCAGAUUUCUUUUUGUUUUAAUUAAUUAAAUUAAAUUAAAGUACCAAUGAUUGUCACACACACACUAGGUGUGGUGAAAUUUGUCCUCUGCAUUUGACCCAUCCCCUUGAUCACCCCCUGGGAGGUGAGGGGAGCAGUGGGCAGCAGCGGUGCCGCGACCGGGAAUCAUUUUUGUUGAUUUAACCCCCAAUUUCAACCCUUGAUACUGAGUGCCAAGUAGGGAGGUAAUGGGUCCCAUUUUUAUAGUCUUUGGUAUGACUCGGCCGGGGUUUGAACUUACCGACCCAUCCUUCUCUGGGUGAAAACUCCGGUUUACUUGUGUGUUUUUUUAUCGAUUAUCGGUUUUCGCCGGUGUCUUGUUUUGUUUGCCGAGUCAAAUGUGACCUGUGCUGGCAAAAUGAGUCACAAUGAGGAAGUUUUAAAAACUGAGUUAUUGUUAUUUACACAUUCUCCAUCUAAAGACCUUCAAAAUGAUAUAUGGUUUGAUGGAAUCGGACAGAAAAUGACCGAGUUACAUCCGAUUGAAGUCGACCAAGUUUGAGGGUCCGUUUUGAGAAAAACCAGCUUAAAGUUUACUGUUCCAGAACAGAAUGUUCCAAAACAAAACUCCAUAGCAACCAUACCUUAAAAGUCCUUGUAGCAACACCAAAAUUGGUACAAUUAAAGUCAAAUCCCAUGUCUAAAGGAUAUGCAAAACGUUGUCGUAAUCGUUGAGAUUGUCUAGGAGAGGAGAAGCCUCCUCAGAGUCACUUUCAUCAAUUUCUGAGUCAUUAUCGCUACUUACAGGGUCCUGACCACCAAAAUAAUCAUCAAUCAGCUGUCCGUAAUAUUCCUGACCAGCAGCACUUCGCCGACUGCAGUGAAUUUAGCGCACUUGCAACCGCCUGUGUACCCUCUCCACCUUCUAAAUCCAUUACGGAAUGUAAAACAGUCUAACUUAUCCACAAAAAUAAUAAUUAAAUGUUCGAAAAUCACCUUUUUUCACCAAAUAUUCCGCUCGAAUUACUGUGUUGUUUUUCAUCAGGGCGCUGCCAUGAUACCACAAUGCACCGCGCGGGGUGAUUCAACCAAUGAGGGUACGCCUCACAGCGACCGCUUAGCAACAAGCCGGAUUUGUUUACGUCGGGACAGGUUUAAAAACUCGAAUUGUAUUGGUUCAGAAUGGCGUCAUCGGGAAUUCCAUGCUCAUUUUUAGAAAGUAGGUCAACUUGGCGUCACAAUGAUACCAAAUAUGGCUAGGGGGAUUCCUCCUUAUUGAAAACACUUGAUUUUCUCAAGGAAUUUGAACACAAAGGACUAAUUUCUGAAGACAUACCUCGUACAAAACCUUCAAAUAAAGGUGAUUUAAGAUGUUUUCUUGCUAUUUCGAUGAUUGGGAUCGCUAGAUUGUGGCUUUAUGGACUCAUUUUUGGGAAAAUCUCAAUUUCAACCAUGAUACAUUUUUUUCCACUUAUUUGCCUGUAGGUCAAAAUUAGCCUGUGCGCAUUCCGACUCAUUUUGCCAGCACGGGUCACAAAUUUCCGUCGACUUCAAAGUAAUGAAGGGCUGCAACAACUAAUCGAUUAAAUCGAUUAAAAUCGAUUACCAAAAUAGUUGGCGAUUAAUUUAGUCAUCGAUUCGUUGGAACUAUGCUAUUUUUUUUUGUUGGUUAUUUUUUUGUUUUAUAAACCUUUAUUUAUAAACUGCAACAUUUACAAACAGCUGAGAAACAAUAAUCAAAAUAAGUACAAAAACAGUACAAAACAGCGCCAGGGCGGCGGUGAGGCCACGUCUCAUGAGGUGGCGUAAGCUAGCCAAUGAUGUGUCAUGUGCAGCUCACGUGACGACGGCGUCUCCUUUGUUGGAAAAAUUUGAAAAAUGGCGCAGGAAAACACUACCGAUAGUUUAGCGGAGAAACAUCUUGAGGUUAUUGCUUCAAUGGAGAAAAGUGUACGACCUAAGUCGUCAAAAGUGUGGGAACACUUCACUUUAAAGACUUCAAAGAAGAGCGUUUCCUGCAAAAUGGCACGGAAGUACAACAUUGCUUCCGGAGCACCUGAAGACGAAAAAUGUUGGAGCCCACAGUACGUAACUUUUUAAGUCCAUAGUGGCAACAAGCAUUCAUGAGUUCAACUUUUUUGUGAGUAACGUUAAGUUAUGCCUUUGUUGCAACGCGGGGCUGAUAAUGUUUCUCCGGCACAUUUGACUCCGUUUUGAGAGAGAAAACGCACGGUUACCAAUUUGAAAAUAAACGUAACGGACAGAAAUAUCUCAGGUUGGUUUCAUAAUGGAUCAAUGUAGCCAGGCCGAUAAAGCUAUAUAAAUAUAUUUAGAUUUGAGUGACGCUUUAGUAUAACUAAACGUUAUGAAGGUGCUGGAAUAUUUCAUGCUAUUAUUCAGAGGCAGCCUGAAAUGAAUCCUUUAUUAUUCACAACAGAAACGUGUACAAUAUCUGAUUCAGUUCUGAUGAGUUACAUUUCUGUGUUAUUAUUGGUGUAUGCUGCACCCCCAAUGUCCACAACAUGGUGCCAGUAUGCUGGGUUUUUUCAAUAAAAUACUGGAAAGGAUAGAAUUGUAGUUUGUCUCUUUUAUCCGACUAUUAAUCGAAGUAAUAAUCGACAGAUUAGUCGAUUAUCAAAUUAAUCGUUAGUUACAGCCCUAUUCCGGUACAAUUUUUUAUUUACAUACCGUAUUUUUCGGACUAUAAGUCGCUCCGGAGUAUAAGUCGCACCGGCCGAAAAUGCAUAAUAAAGAAGGGAAAAAACAUAUAUAAGUCACACUGGAGUAUAAGUCGCAUUUUUUGGGGAUAUGUAUUUGAUAAAAGCCAACACCAAGAAUAGACAUUUGAAAGGCAAUUUCAAAUAAAGAAUAGUGAACAACAGGCUGAAUAAGUGUACGUUAUAUGAGGCAUAAAUAACCAACUGGUAUGUUAACGUAACAUAUUAUGAUAAGAGUCAUUCAAAUAACUAUAACAUAUAGAACAUGCUAUACGUUUACCAAACAAUCUGUCACUCCUAA